Molecule: messenger RNA, 2255 nt
Organism: Hypanus sabinus (Atlantic stingray)
Lineage: Eukaryota; Metazoa; Chordata; Chondrichthyes; Myliobatiformes; Dasyatidae
Product: hepatic and glial cell adhesion molecule-like
Exons: 6
Coding region: 812-1855 (347 amino acids)
Biological process (GO): T cell costimulation; cellular response to lipopolysaccharide; negative regulation of T cell proliferation
Cellular component (GO): external side of plasma membrane
Source: RefSeq, a predicted model, not a curated record
UUGAAGACAUCUUCAAAAGGCACUGCCUCAUUACGAACUCUCACCUUCUGGGAUAUACCCUCUUCUCAUUACUACCACGAAGACGACAGUCAACGUCUGAGAAACAUCUUUUCCCUUCUGCUGUCAGAUUUCUAGGCGGCCAACGAACCCAUGAACACUAUCUCACUUUUUCUCUUUUUUUCUACUCACUUCAUGUAACUCACAGAGAUUUUUGUCUUAACCUGUACUUAAACAAAACAUCACGUGUCAUAUGUCUGUUAUAAUAAACCUGAUUCUGAUUUGGUCUCCUGAAGUUGAGAGCAGAAUGAGAACUGAUUGGAAAAGUGAUGAUACUUCGAGUUCUGCAGAAGUGUAGGAAGCAACUGCACUGUUACUAUCAAUGUAUCUGAAAAAGAUUUAAAGAAAUGCACCCCGCACAGGUCAGAAACAAAGUCUGUUGCACGUGACCUAAGAGCACCAGCUUGCGUCCGUGCGAUUGCCUUUGAUCUCGAGAUAGUGUUGAAUGUUAAUGGUUCGUUUCUUGUUGGGAAGGCGGGGUCGAGAGUCAGUUGCUUUAACUUGGCGUUGCUCUAUUAUUUUUCCGUAGUGUGAAUGUGGUAUCGAACAGCGAUCGUAUACGGUUAAUGAAGUAUUUAAUUCUUACGUAAAUUUAGAUCGUCCACUCGCUCUUCCCGUAUGCACUGAACUGCUUAAGUUACAGCUGAAUUGAGGUCCAUCCCUGAGCCGAGACUGGACGAGUAUCAAUGAUGGCAUUUAAACACUCCUUCCAGACAGUCAACUAACCCCAACAGUAAACACGGCCUCCGACAAAAUGCCACUGAAAGAGGUUUCUGGGAUGUGCAGCUUCGAUCUUCUUACCUACCUUGUUGCUGUUAACGCCGCUGUAACACUGAGAAUACAGCAGGACCGGCUGACAGGGACCGUCGGACAGUCUGUGCUCCUACCGGCCUUCUACACCAACUCGGACUCGGGCGGGUAUCUGCGGAUCACAUGGACCAAGACCGGCGCAAGAAUUGUAGAUUUUCGAUGUCCCUCGGCCAGAAAGGGCAACUUCGUUGGAUGUACCCAAGCCGUUCCCAUUCCCGAUCACUAUAAACAUCGGGCCGUGUUUUUUCCAGAGAAUGGAUCCUUACUGCUGAGAGAUUUGCAGAUCAGCGACAGCGGGAUUUAUGAAUUAUCCAUCAGCCACUCAACGGGAACUGAAAAGAGCUCCUUGAAGUUGACCGUGCAACCGUCCGAUAGAAUGGAUGCUGUAACACUGACCGUGCAUCAGGACCAGAUGAAUGGAACCGUCGGACAGGCUGUGCUCCUACCCACCUCUUACACCGACCCGGACUCACACGGGUAUCUGCGGAUCACGUGGACCAAAGCCGGGAGGAGAAUUGCAGAUUAUCGAUGCCCCUCCAGCAGAAAUGGCAACUUUGCUGAAUGUGCCCAAAUCAUGCUCACUGACGAUCACUAUAAAUAUCGAAUUGUGCUUUUCCCGGAGAAUGCAUCCCUGCUGCUGACAGAUUUGCAGAUCAGCGACAGCGGGAUUUAUGAAUUAUCCAUCAGCCACUCAGCGGGAACUGAAAGUCGCAGUCUGAAAUUGAUGGUUCAGCCAGACACCAGCAAUAGAACGAGUUGGUACUCUCAGAAGGAGUCGGACACAGACAAUGAGCCAUCGCUGGGAAUUGGAAUUCACCUUCGAUACAUUGGACUUGUUGUUUUUGUUAUCUUCAUCUAUUGGAUCGUGAAAUCACAUGGAGGUUGUAAACGAAUUCAAGCACAGACGGAAAAGCCAAAUGCUCAAGAUCAAAGUGGGAAACUUUGUGAAAGAUCACAAAGUGCACUGGGUGCUCACUUUAUUAGGUAAACCUGUACACCUGCUCGUUAAUGCAGAUAUCUAAUCAGCCAAUCAUGUGUUGGCAACUUGAUAUGUAAAAGCAUGCAGACAUGGUCAAGAGGUUCAGUCGUCGUUCAGACCAAACAUCAGAAUGGGGAAGAAAUGACUUUGCCUGUGGAACUAUUGUUGGCAUCGGAAGGGGUUGCUUCAGUGUCUAAGAAACUGCUGAUCUCCUGGGGUUUUCACGCACAGCAGUCUCUAGAAUUUACAGAGAAUGGUGUGUGUAAUGGAGGGUGAUCAGGAAACACACUCCUUGUAUGUGAAUUUAUACACACACACACACACACACACUGCCUUGUCAUUGUGCUGUCUUCAGUGUCUCCCUCGGUUUCAAAUCAGGCUGAUGCACUCAGCUUGGCUUUAUGGUGCC